AUGCUAGCGCACCCAGAGUGUGACGCAAAAUUAGCGCUGGUCAGCGAUGCAUCAGAUAAAGCGAUUGGCGCAACCUUGCAGCAGCUAAAAGGUAAGGACUGGCAACCUUUGACAUUCUUUUCUCAGAAGCUCAGCUCAGCACAGCAGAAAUACUCAGCCUAUGACCGAGAAUUGCUCGCUAUUUACAAAAGCAUCAAAUACUUUCGGCAUAUGAUUGAGGCUAGGGAUUUCGUGAUCUACUCGGAUCACAAGCCCCUAACUCAUGCAUUCCUAACGAGGAAAGAAAACUGCUCACCGAGACAGUUUCGACACUUAGAUUUUAUCUCGCAAUUCAGUACCGAUAUAUGGCACAUUGCAGGAAAAAAUAAUGUGGUCGCCGAUACCUUGUCACGAGUCGAGGAAAUCGCACAACCCAUAAGUCUCGAAAAGUUAGCCCAAUGUCAGCAAGCUGAUUGCGAAUUAAAACUAUUGCUGGAAUCCAAGAAUUCCCUCCAACUGCGAAAAGUACGAGUACCCGGCUCAGACGUGGAGAUAUACUGUGACGACGAUGGCAACACCUUGAGACCAUUCGUCUCGAAGAGUUUGCGUCAACUGGUUUUUGAAAACUUGCACUCACUAAGCCACCCAGGCGGUAGUGCCACAGCAAAACUCGUUGCCGAAAGGUACGUUUGGCCUGGAGUGCGCAAAGAUUGCCGAGAGUAA
Messenger RNA from Parnassius mnemosyne (clouded apollo), 702 nucleotides. Lineage: Eukaryota; Metazoa; Arthropoda; Insecta; Lepidoptera; Papilionidae. The record is from the annotation of a GenBank genome assembly.